AAAGGGAGGGAGCGAAGGAAGAUGGCGGGGCGGGCGCCGGCGGGAUGGGAGCCGACGAAACUGCGAAAUUGAGCCACUAGGGGAGGCCGGUCGCGGAGGCAGGAAGGAAGGAAGGGCGGGAAGCUUGCGGUGGCUGCUGCUUCCUCGGACGGGGCCAGGGCCGCUUUGAAGGAACAGCUGAGGCGGCGGCAGCAGCGGCUGGGCUGGUCCCGGGGUCCGGCCGGAGGCGGAGGCGGGAGGGCGAGAGAAUGGUGAAUCCGGAGCGGCGGCGGCGCUGCUGCAGCCGGACCUGCUUGGUUGUGGCCUCACGCGGCUGGGCCGCGCGCUAGUCAGGUCUGGAGGCGGCGGCGCGGAGCACUCGGAGCCCCGCGGCCGAAGAGCGGCUGCUGGAGGGAGAGAACUUACCGCCGAGGCUGCGGCCCGGGAGCGGCGGUGGAGCCAUGCCGUGGCUCAGCGGAGGACGGAGACGGCGGCGGCAGCAACAGCAGCAGCAACAGGCGGCAGCGACGACGGCGCCCGGAGGACCAGGGACGGGGCCGCCUCCUGUCGUGCCCGCUGCGGCGAUCGGAGGUGGCGGCGGCGGCAGUGGGCCGCGGGGCCGGGAGAGCUCGGAGUUGCCUUUGCCCGCUGGUUGGGAGGAGGCGAGGGACUAUGACGGACGCGUCUUUUACAUCGACCACAACACCCGGCAGACUUCGUGGAUCGACCCCAGGGACAGGAUUACCAAGCCAUUAACUUUUGCUGACUGUGUUGGUGAUGAACUACCUUUAGGAUGGGAAACUGUUUACGAUCAACAGAUUGGUGUUUAUUACAUGGACCACAUAAAUCAACACACACAAAUUGAAGACCCAAGAGAGCAAUGGAGAAGAGAACAGGAGCGCAUGCUAAAGGAAUAUUUAAUUGUUGCUCAGGAAGCACUUAAUGCCAAAAUGGAAAUUUAUCAAAUUAAGCAGCAGCGAUUUGAACUAGCACAAGAAGAGUAUCAACAGUUGAAUAAAAUGUGUGAGGAUGACAGUCACUCUUAUGCAAGUACAUAUUCUGGAUUUUCAACCAACACUAAAUACAACCCAUCUCAGAUUAAAGCAGAAAUAGCUAGUCGACGUGAUAGACUUUCUAGAUUAAAGAGAGAAUUAACACAAAUGAAGCAAGAGUUACAGUACAAAGAAAAAGGAGUCGAAACACUACAAGAGAUUGAUCGGAAGAUGUCUAAUUCUCAUAUGAAUUAUAAAUUGGAUGAAGCCCAAGCAAUAAUGAAUGAACUUCGAAGCAUCAGGAAAGCCAUAUGUUUAGGUGAAAAAGAACGGCAAGACUUAAUGCAAAGUCUGGCCAAGCUGACAGAUGGAUUCAGAAAUAGCUGUUGCAUUACAGAAUCUUUUCAUGAUCUUCAGCACAGUUCUGGUUCAUUCAAUGAUUCCAAUCUAUCUCAACUAUAUUGUGACGCUUGUUCUCAAACUGACAUCAUUGGCGAGCUUGGAUUGGAAGAUACAACAAGCUAUAUAGACAAAAUGAAACUAAUUUGGCAGUAUGAAGAGACCAAAAAAAGAGUUAUCAGAAUCCAGCAACAAUUGGCUUUACAAGACCAGGAAUCUUGGCCAGGAAUGGCGGAGGCUGAUAUUGAUCAUCUUCAGCUUAUUAAAGAAAAAGAGGCUCUCUUACAAGAACUGCAGCUUAUAAGUCAACAGCAGCGUUCACCAGAAGAUCUGAAACACAUAGAGGAGGAAAAAAGGCGCUUGGAGGAGGAUAUCCAGCAGGCUCAGGCUACUUCUUCUCAUGGUGCUGCUGAAAGGAUACUCUUACAAGAGAAGAAGAACUGUUUGCUUAUGCAGUUGGAAGAAGCAACUCGUUUAAGUUCCUAUUUAUGCUCACAAUUGAAAAGUUUAUCUGCCAGUUCUUUGACAAUAUCUUCUGGAAGCAGUCGAGGAUCAUUGGCAUCCAGCCGUGGGUCAUUGGCAUCCAGCAGAGGCUCCCUGAGUUCAGUUAGUUUCACAGACAUCUAUGGUCUCCCUCAGUAUGAUAAAUCUGAUAUUGCUGUUGAAUAUGGUCAUCAUAUGCGAUAUGAUCCAGUUCCAGUUGAUUCUCACAACAAAGAUGUACAGUAUCAUGAAUCUAUCGGAUCUCCAGCUAGCAGUAAACAACGAAGAUCCUUAGAUACUCCUCUGUCUUUGGCAUCAUUGUCAUCAAGAUCAUCCCUUUCUUCACUAUCACCUCCAAGUUCUCCUCUGGACACUCCCUUCCUACCAGCUUCUCGGGAUUCUCCAUUAGUUCAUAAGUCAGAAGGGUAUGAAGAAGUAACAUACACAGGUGCUUCAGAAGUACUUCGAGCUCAGGGCUCUGUUUUGGGUGAAGACAAAGGACAAGAAAUUGUGGCAUUUAAGGCUACUGAAUAUUCCACAAGAAAUGAAGCCGGGCUGCAAAUUCUCAAUAUUCCGAAUUCUGGUGCUGUGACCUUACGUGAAGAUAGUACUAGAAGAUUGGAAAGAAGAUCCAGGCGAGUCUCAGCAUGUCUGUCCAAUUAUUCACUGGCUAGUGACAGUGGCGUGUUUGAAGCUUUAAGCAAAAGAAAUGAAGAUGUUGAAGAAUCACUUUAUAAUGAUGGUGUCACUAAUGAAGAGCCCAAAAUGCAGGUUGGAUUUCUGCAUGACAGUGGAAGUGAAUGUCUCCUUGUCCAUGUGUUGCAGCUGAAGAAUUUUACUGGCUUUGCCAUGAAAGAAGGCUGUAAAAUACACGUGAGAAUAUAUUUACCAUCUGUUGAAUCAGGCACCACAACCACAUAUUGCUCUAAGGCUUUGGAAUUCCAGGCUUCUUUAAUAUUUAAUGAAGUCUUUCAGAUUCCUGUACAAUCAAAUAUCUUAAAACUCAAAGCACUGCAACUUUACAUUUGUUCACUUGGCCAGCACCAACAAGAAGAAUUAUUGGGCAUUGCUCAGAUCAGCCUAGCUAACUAUGAGAGUGCUAGUGAGAUGCAGCUUUGCUGGUAUCCUGUUCAGACCUUCAUUGGUUCAGAUUGUGAACAAAAAAAAGAACAGCCUAAGCGUGAAGAAAGUGCUUCUCAUUCUGUUGAAAAUAAAAAUAUAAUGAAAAUGGUAUAG
Molecule: messenger RNA, 3089 nt
Organism: Notechis scutatus (mainland tiger snake)
Lineage: Eukaryota; Metazoa; Chordata; Lepidosauria; Squamata; Elapidae
Source: RefSeq, a predicted model, not a curated record